Messenger RNA from Suillus subaureus, 1388 nucleotides. RefSeq lists its product as uncharacterized. The transcript is spliced from 3 exons. Bases 185 to 940 code for a protein of 251 amino acids. The record is from RefSeq and is a predicted model, not a curated record. Lineage: Eukaryota; Fungi; Basidiomycota; Agaricomycetes; Boletales; Suillaceae.
CGGUCUGGAUUCUGAACUUGGUCAAGUGAACUUGUGCGGCGUGCACAAUGCACAUGCCAGCGCCAAGUUACACCUCACACACGGUUCUCAAAUCGCCGUGUCCAUUGCCCAGCGCUAUUUUCUCUUACCCAGUUUCGAGAAGAGGUCCCAUCAUUGCCUCUGAACCGUCCGCGUCAUCCCAACCAUGUCCAUGAGGGGCUCACCAUACGCUACACUUUUCUUUUCCUGUUUUUUCUUUGUAUCUGUAGAAAGUCUAGCCCACGAUACAGCCAUGCUCAGCAGACGAGCAGUCCCGGAAAUAGGCGGUUCACAAGGAGGUUUCAUCGGGCUCGUCGUCACUUUGAGCGUGCUCAUUCUCAUCUGCUGUAUUGCAGUCUUCUUCCUCCUUCGUAACCAUGAACCGUCCGAACAAGAUCGCACUGCCCGCCGUGAGCGCUACCGCCGUAAUCGCGACCACCAAGAACACGAUUCAACAACUGCCACGCAAGGACACAGCUCCUUUGGAGACAAGCUUCGCGGGAUGUGGGCAGAUAGACACAGUAGUGGGAACAGGAGCGGUGGACGACGAGAUCACGGCGAAGAACAUGGGGUGCAGCAGCCCAUGCAGCCCUUCUCCAGGUCUUUUCAAGAGGGACCUUACGGCCCCCAGGUCCCAGAAAUGGACUCACCGCUGUCAGAUACGGAGUCGUAUGCACCGAUGCAAUAUGGGGAUCCGUAUGCAAAGGGCCCAUUGCAUGUGACAUCACCACAACGGGUGACUUUUGCACGGUCGCAGUCUCCGUUCUCGCAGUCUAGCUCGCCUAGGUCCCCUGGAUCGCAUCGAGAUGCAAGUGUGGAUGACGAAGAGGUGCGCCCGCCCGAUCACCGUCAUUUCUCUACACAAUCAUCAACAUCAGUACGGACUUUUGAGGGAGGUACAAAAUUUAUCGAGUCGUUCUAGAAGCUUGUGAUAGUUAUGUUUUGCCUUUACGCAUACAUGUGUCAUCGUCUUUCGUCUUUUUACUCUCAUGGCUCACGUCUACUUGUCACGCAUAUUGUAUCAUUCGGACGCUCAUCCGUGCGGUUGUUCCCUUGCAAUGUAUCUUUAGUGAUACUCCUGCUGCUUCCCUGCUAAAUGCAUAUUAAUCUUGAUCUAUCGCUGACCGUGGCAUAGAUAGCCAUGGCUCAUUGGAUACAGAUAUUCCUUUUCAUGGACUCCGUCUCGGGGCUACUGUGUUAGCGAUGUAAUAAUAUUUAUUGAUUCUCCACCGUACUUUUGUGCCCUGCCCUUCUCUUCGAGGCAGCUUCUCGGCCACCUCUGCCCGCUGGCGCUACUUAGAACAUAAUGCAAUUGCAAAUUUUAUUCUCCGCAAUUCCUCUUUACACCAGCCCUUCUCCCUCCCUACCCU